Rattus rattus (black rat) is the source of this 2573-nucleotide messenger RNA. It is a transcript of the gene Wrap73, whose product is annotated as WD repeat containing, antisense to TP73. Gene Ontology annotation, molecular function: protein binding. The coding region runs from base 62 to 1450 and encodes 462 amino acids. Lineage: Eukaryota; Metazoa; Chordata; Mammalia; Rodentia; Muridae. Gene Ontology annotation, biological process: mitotic sister chromatid segregation; protein localization to mitotic spindle pole body; microtubule anchoring at mitotic spindle pole body. The record is from RefSeq and is a predicted model, not a curated record. Gene Ontology annotation, cellular component: MWP complex; microtubule organizing center; mitotic spindle. The transcript has 12 exons.
GCUGCCCGCGGCGGUUGCGGGAGGUACCUCUGGGCCUGGCUGGCCCGGGCUGGCCGUGGCCAUGAACUUCUCAGAGUCAUUCAAGCUCUCGGGCCUGCUCUGUAGGUUCUCCCCGGACGGCAAGUACCUGGCUUCCUGUGUCCAGUACCGGUUAGUGGUCCGGGAUGUGACGACCCUUCAGAUCCUUCAGUUGUAUACAUGCCUGGACCAGAUCCAGCACAUAGAGUGGUCAGCAGACUCCCUCUUCAUCCUGUGUGCCAUGUACAGACGGGGGAUUGUGCAGGUCUGGUCACUGGAGCAGCCAGAAUGGCACUGCAAGAUCGACGAGGGCUCUGCAGGGCUGGUCGCUUCCUGCUGGAGUCCAGACGGCCGCCACAUUCUGAAUACAACGGAGUUCCACCUGCGAAUAACCGUCUGGUCCCUGUGCACCAAGUCUGUAUCUUACAUCAAGUACCCCAAAGCCUGCCAGCAGGGACUGACUUUCACCAGAGAUGGCCGCUACCUGGCCUUGGCGGAGAGGCGAGACUGCAGAGAUUACGUGAGCAUCUUCGUGUGUAGUGACUGGCAGCUCCUCCGGCACUUUGACACAGACACCCAGGAUCUCACAGGGAUCGAGUGGGCCCCGAAUGGCUGUGUGCUGGCAGCGUGGGACACCUGCUUGGAGUACAAGGUUCUGCUCUACUCCUUGGACGGCCGCCUGCUGUCAGCAUACUGUGCCUAUGAGUGGUCCCUGGGCAUCAAGUCUGUGGCGUGGAGUCCCAGCAGUCAGUUCCUGGCCAUUGGGAGCUACGAUGGAAAGGUGCGCCUCCUAAAUCACGUGACCUGGAAGAUGAUCACGGAGUUUGGGCAUCCUGCAGCCAUUAAUAAUCCCAAGACAGUGGUGUAUAAGGAAGCUGAGAAGAUUUCCCAGAUGGGGUUGGGCCACCUGUCCUUCCCACCACUCCGAGCAAUGGCUGGUGCCCUCUCAACCUCAGAGAGCAAAUAUGAGAUCGCCUCAGGACCAGUUUCCUUGCAGACUCUGAAGCCGGUAGCUGACAGAGCGAACCCCAGGAUGGGUGUAGGGAUGCUGGCUUUCAGCUCAGACAGCUACUUCCUGGCAUCAAGAAAUGACAAUGUCCCCAAUGCUGUCUGGAUCUGGGACAUUCAGAAGCUGAAGCUGUUUGUGGUCCUAGAGCAUAUGUCUCCAGUGCGCUCAUUUCAGUGGGACCCACGGCAACCAAGGCUGGCCAUCUGCACAGGAGGAAGCAAGGUGUACCUGUGGUCCCCAGCAGGCUGUGUGUCGGUGCAGGUACCCGGGGAAGGUGACUUUCCAGUGCUUGGACUGUGCUGGCAUUUAAGUGGGGAUUCCUUGGCCCUCCUUGGUAAGGAUCACUUCUGUCUCUGCUUCCUGGAGACCAAGGAGAGGGUUGGCACAGCCUAUGGACAACAGGAUGGCAUGCCUAGGACCUGAAGGGAAACUGAGGCAGCAGACUCUGCAGAUCCCCAUAUGAGGAACAGCUGUACAGGCUCUCCGGACAGGAUGGACUAUUCUGCCCAAUUUUCUGUAAAUAUGUAUAAAGUUAUUAUGUAAAAUAGGUUAUUUGUUAAUCCCUGGAAAAGUGGUGGUCCUUUUCUUCAAGGCCUUAGCUCAGGGGUCCAAGGUCUGUCUUGGGAGGAUGGAGUAUCCUGAAGUAAUGACAGCAACCUGCCUUAUCAUCCUUUGUUGUUCCCGAGCCGCUUCCAGUCAGUAUGCUGUGGGACAGGGGUGGACGGUCAGCCCUCCUGCAGCUGCAAGGCCCCAGCGUAUGCCCCUGUCCCCAUGUGAGCUGUGAAUCCCACAACAGUUGGACAGGUCUCUCUGGCCUUGCAUGCAAGUUCUGCAGGGAGGCCUGGGUCCCUGCCAGGAAGAGUGGAAGUGCUCAGCCUACCCAACAUGCCUCUAUCUCUAACAAGUGCCUUGAAAGCAGACAGACCAGCAUGUCCACACUGGUGGCCAUCUGAGUUUCUGUAAGGAGGACUGAGCUAGCAAGGGUCCACAGCCAGCCAGGUACAGCCUCAGGCCUCAAGACAAUCUUUGGCACACCGGUUUAUGUGACAAUACUUCAAAAAGGAGCAACUCCAUUUGGUUUUAAUUGUCUUUACUAGAACAAAAGCACAGGCUGAAGACAGGUGCAUCUGAGGUCACCUUUCCUCUUGAACAGGCCAUGACAUUCUGCUCACAUCCAUGCCGGUUAACUUAAAGCUAGAGGUAUAAAGUGACAUCUACAGUGUAUUUGCAAGGCCAUAGCUACAGUGGCAAGCUGCAUGUGGCUGCGCGCCAAAGCUCAGUGGUGCUCAGCAAGGCUCCCGGGCGCUCGCUGCUCUAAGCAUGCACUUGGAAACCCAGCUCAUCAGUCCCUUUUAAACAGAGACGGGAUGAUGUAGACCCACCACCAUGACUCUCGGAAGGGGCUACUUACCACAACCUGCAUUAAUUUAUAAAGUGAGAUCCUAAGUCAAACAUUCACAGAAAGGCAUAUUCACUAGGAGCUGGCCAGGCAGACUGUCUUUCUUAGUGACCCGUCUGCUGGCUGUUAUUGUAGUUAGCAUUUAAA